CUCCCGCGCCGCCGGAAGUGAGGGCCUCGCCGCGCUCUGGCGCCGCCGCGGUCGCUCUAGGAAUGAGGCGGAGCGACCCUCUAUGGUCCCGGGCCCACCCGAAAGCGUUAUUCGUUUUUUCUUGUGGUUUUGUUUUCUUCUCCCCGCCCCCACUCGGAAGGCGUCCUGUGACCCCGCCCCCCAGGACCUCAAGAGCUGUAACCGCCCUUGUGUGUGGUCGAGGCUUUUGAAAACAAACUCUGGCUUCUCCAACCUAGAAACUGCAUACUUUCUACAAAUACUGAGCUUUUUGAGAGCCUGGUACUUUUCACGAAGUCACCUUUUUAAUUAUCACCGAAAAGCACCUGUAAGAUGGGAGCGGUUAUACUCCAUUUACAGGAAAGGAACCAAGGCUCAGAGAAGAAAUUUGCUCCGUUCACCGUGUGCUCCUCCUCAGCCAUCCUGGCCGUGCCCAAUCAUCUGACCAGCUGACCUCCGAGUUCCCCCACUCCGUGGGGAACUCCUCCAUCUCUUGGCUUCCAAUGCUAUUGCUGCAUGCUGAAGACUCCCGCAUUGGUAACUCCAGUCUGACCGUGGGACGUGAAUGUUAUUAAACUUUAGACUUGUAUAUCGAACUGAUUACUCAAGAGCUGCAUUUGCAUGUGUAAUGGACAUCCCAAACUUAACAUACCCCAAAAUGAAUUCCUGAUAUCUACCUAACCUGUUCUUGCAACAGUCUUCUUCCCAGGGAUGGAUGAAGAUCCCAUCAUCUUUCCAGUUGCUCAGGCCAAAAACCUUGAUGUCAUUGUUGUCGCUUCUUUUUUUCAUCCAAAACUCACCUGUGAUUUAUCUGCAAAUUCUGUUGGCUUCAUCUUUAAAAUAUAUUCAUUAUCGAGCCACUUUCAACACUUCCACUGCUAUAACCACCAAGCCACCUUCAUCCACCUUCUGGAUUAUUAUACUGGCUUCCUGACUGGUUGCCCUACAGUCUAUUCACAACCCCAGAGUAAUCCUCUUAAACCUAAGUCAGAUCAUGUCAUUCAUUUGUUCAAAACUUUCAAAGACUUCCCAACUUAUUAGAGCAAAGUCAAGGGCCUUGCUUGACUUUGGCACACGAUGCCUGUCAUGAUCUGUCUCUUUAGUUCUUUAUUGUGUCUGCAGUGCUAAUAACAGUGCUCAGCAGGGAACAGACACUCAGUAAAUAUUUGUUGAAUGAAUGAAUUUAUAAGAUGCCUUAUUGUUUACAAAGUGCUUUUACAUCUUGUCUUCCGGUUAUUCAUCUUCACCAUAGUGUCAUGAAGCACAGAUUAUCAUAUCUGUCUUGCAAAUCAGUAAACUGAGGCAAGAGAGGCUGACCUGCCUGAAGUAAUACAGUGGGUUGUUGGUGGAGGCUAAACUAAGUCACAGGUUCAUUCUCUUAAGCUGAGGCUUUCUGCUCUGUAGGGAGCUGUCUCUGCAUAUGGCAAAGCACAAAGCUGAAUGAGGUCUGGACAAAGAAGCUCCACUCACAAUCUAGAGAGUAUCCGGACUAUU
Piliocolobus tephrosceles (Ugandan red Colobus) is the source of this 1512-nucleotide messenger RNA. RefSeq names its product ZNF22 antisense RNA 1 (gene ZNF22-AS1). NCBI's taxonomy places the organism in Eukaryota, Metazoa, Chordata, Mammalia, Primates, Cercopithecidae. The record is from RefSeq and is a predicted model, not a curated record.